CAAAAGUUGAGUUUGCCGGCUCCACCCGGACCCCAAAGUCUCCACACCCUUUCAGCCCUACGGGGCUGGCUGCCCAGGGGGUGUACUUCCCUCAAGUUCCCUACUGACUUUUCCUCAAAACAGUUCCAUCCUCUUUUCUCAAUCUCAAGUCAUACUGCUGAUCUGUCAGUACAACACCACGUAUGGGAUCAUCUGCGGCCAUCCGAGUCACAUCCAGUCCUACAAAUCGGACGCCUACAAGUCAAUGGGUUGAACAUCCACAUUUGCGGACCUUCCUGCCAUCCGACAAAAUCUAAUGUUCGACUCUCCCUGGCCGCCUGGUGCCAGUUCAUAAACGCACAUAAUGCAUCCGGAAGACACUCCUCGCUUCACCCACUUUUCCUGUCAAUCUCAAGAGGUCACGGUAGCCUCCACCUUUGAAGGUCUCCUGGCCGACCGGUCCGAGCAACUCCCAGAAUCAGAUGAGCUCAAAGCAGACGCAUGGUGGUUGGACAUCUGCAACGCCUCUGAAGAGGAUGUCAAGGCGGUCGGGCAAGCUCUUUCGAUUCAUCCCUUGACGGCCGAAGAUAUCGUCACGCGCGAGCCACGGGAGAAGAUCGAAACCUUCCGGAAUUACUAUCUGAUUUCGUUCCAGACCCUGCUGUCAGCCACGGAGGGCGACAGCAUGGAGCGGAUAAAGUCUUUGACUAGUCAGCCACACACCAUCCCUGACUCGGCCGGGUUAUAUAUCCUCGUCUUCAAGAACGCCAUCGUCACGUUUUCUCCCAAAGGAUGCAACCAUGUGUCGCGGGUGCUAGAUCGAAUCCACCGGAUGCAGGAUCCGUCAAUCAUGUCGAGUGAAUGGAUCUGCUAUGCCUUGAUCGACGAUAUCGUCGACAGUUUCGCGCCUUACAUGCGAGCCGCGGAGCGCGACUGUGACGCCAUCGAAGACCAAGUGUUCAUGGCGCGGGCCGAUGACAUCAAAGCGAUCAUCCCACUGGUCGACCGCCUCCACAAGAGUAUCACCCAGCUCACCAACUGCCUGAGCGGGAAGAACGACGUCCUCAACGGGUUCGUCAAGCGUUGCCAGGCGAAGAGCCAGAACGCCGUCUUCUCGAAAGCGGAGAUGAUCGUGUACCUGGGCGACGUGCAGGACCAUCUAAUCACCACGCUGACCAGUCUGUCUCACUUCGACGAGAUUGUCGGUCGGUCGCAGGCGAACUUCCUGGCGCAGAUGAGCGUCAACAACAUCCGGCUGAGCUUGAACAUCAACGAGAUUCUGAGCAAGGUGACGGUCCUCGCGAGUAUCUUUGUGCCGUUGCAUAUGAUCACGGGGCUGUGGGGGAUGAAUGUGCCCGUUCCGGGGCAGAAUGCUGAUGGGCUGGGGUGGUUCUUUGGGAUUGUGGGGUGUUUUGUUGCAUUUAUUGUUGUGUGUUGCAUAGUCGCGCAGCGGAUGAAGUUGCUAUGAUCCUACUAACCUAAGGGGCUUGUCUGCGCAUGGGAGACUGAGUUUAGCAGAUUGAAAAUAAUAUGUAAGCCAAUUGGGUACCUGUACUGCAGCCGGACCAC
Molecule: messenger RNA, 1548 nt
Organism: Aspergillus brunneoviolaceus CBS 621.78
Lineage: Eukaryota; Fungi; Ascomycota; Eurotiomycetes; Eurotiales; Aspergillaceae
Product: magnesium transporter CorA family protein
Exons: 2
Coding region: 344-1447 (367 amino acids)
Biological process (GO): intracellular magnesium ion homeostasis; magnesium ion transmembrane transport
Cellular component (GO): plasma membrane
Molecular function (GO): magnesium ion transmembrane transporter activity
Source: RefSeq, a predicted model, not a curated record